UUUAUCGACUUGUAUGUGUUUGGCGACAUGUUUGCGAUUUGGUUAGCGAUAUAUGACAGUCGUACCUAGGAUUCAUGUGUUUUUAUCGUCCUGUUUGUUGUUAGCGAUAUGGUAGCGACAUACUAGCGACAUAGUUAGCGAUAUGAUUAGCAGUAACCUGUAUUAUGUUUCACGAUAAUUAGCGACAUAGUGCGACAUCUUUAACGACAUACUUCUAACAAAUUUUUUGACAAUUUUGCAGAUGGCACCUGAACUUAAACUUCCAAUUUCCUCUCAUUUCACGGGACGUCUUACCUAUCGGGGUACAGAUAGGUUCAGAUAUAUCAAGGCCAAGUUUACUGAGAUGGAUUUGGUUGAGACAGUGAAGGCUAGUCCUUUCGGACACUUUUGGGAAGCUGGAGAGUUAACUUUCUCUGGCGCGUUGGUCCACAGCCUCCUCUUACGAAAAAUGAAAGUGGACACAGAAAAGGAGGAUGAGGUUUGGUUUCAUGUAGGGAGAAAUGACAUGAGAUUCGGACGGAUAGAGUUUGGACUCAUUACUGGCUUACCUAUGGGUAGUGCCCCUACAGACGAGGAAAUACACGCCAAGUCCAACGACCAUCUAGUUCGGACUUAUUUUGAAGGGAAGAGUUCUGUUCAGUUGGACUCCCUUAUGCUCCAACUUGAGAGGUGCGAAGAUAAAGAUGAUGCCUACAAGCUUGGACUGAUCGCUUUCAUUGAAGGUGUAUUAGUAUCAAAGGAGGGCAAUGUCCAAGUUUGGCCUGAGAUGUUGAAGUUUGUUAACGAUCUCGACUUCUUCUUUAAGUAUCCGUGGGGCGAGCGCGCUUUUCGUAAGCUGAUGGAGACAUUAGGAAAGAAUAUGCAACAUUACAAGGAUAAUGUUGACAAGAAGAAGGGGAAGAAGAUUGCUCAGGAGGCAAAGUACACAGUUAGUGGCUAUGUACCUGCCUUUCAGUACUGGGCAUACGAAGCAAUUGAGAAGUUGGGGAAGAAGUAUGCCCACUGCAACGGGACCAAGUUCCCCAGAAUGUUGAGCUGGAAAACACCGGAGGGCCAGCGGAAACAAGAUGUCAAGGCAACCGACAUUGCACUGUUAUUCAACAGUCGGUUGGUGGUGAAGAAGUGCUUGUUUCCCCGGCCCAGUGAAGAGGCAUACUUCAAGAGUAUUAAUGAGGGUAGAGCCCCUCUUUGCUUUGAGAUGGACGUAGAACAGACGGUGGACGUUGAUGGUACACAAGAGUCUGUGUUUGAAACUCAAGCGAAGACCAUCAACGAGGCCGUGACAAAGGCAAAUUUAGUUCCACCACCACCGGCACCUGAAGUACACGAGCCAUCUACUUCAGCAGGUCCUUCUGCUCCAACCAGUACAACUGUGGACACUGACCUUGUAAAGAGGUUGGAUAGCAUUGAGGCCCGGCUGGAGAAGCUUGAGUCCCAGCAGGAAGCCGUCAUGUUGGCACAGACGGGGUUAGUAAAUAGCCAUCUCAGUAUGAGGCGGUCCUUCACAGAGAGUCAGAAAGAUCUGAAGGAGACUCUACUGGCUAAGAUGGACGAGUUGAUGGCUAUGGUAAAAGGAGCGCCCACACCUGGAGAGCCCACACCUGCACCGCAAAAUGAGGAACAACAGGCGAGUGAUAACGAAGAUGUCUUCCCAGAAGAUUGGGAAGCAGAUGAUAACGAGGCACCGUCAACUCCAUUGGACGCAAUCAUCACGGCCAUUGGGGAUACACAAUCACAGGACGAAGUCCUACUUCUACCUGCACCCCCAGAAAAUGUGCCAUUUGUGAGGAAGAGGAAGCCGCCAACGUACUUGAACGACUACACUGCGGAAAAGAAAAAGAGGCGAGUUCUUCCAGAGAACGUAGACCCGGAGAGACCAGCAGACCGUAGAUUGCUUCGUACGUUCAAGAGGUGGUUGAUUGGAGACAUUCCCAAUGCUCGACCUAGGAAUGUGCACACCGGUGUUGGCGAUGUGAAGUUCUUCACAGUUCUGUUUCUUAGGUCAGAGUGGCUUCACGAUGGGGUAAGUAUUUAAUCAUUAAUUAGUAUUUUUCAUUUUUUUUGCAACAUUUUAUUGUAUUGUCGAUGUGUUAGCGACAAUGUAGCGACAUUUUCGCGACAUUGUUGCUGACACAGAAGUUUUUUUCUUUCUGUUUUAUUUGUCGACAUGUCGCGACAUUGUCACGACAUUCUCGCGACAUGGUCGCGUUUUUUCCACGUUCUGUUUAACGACAUGUCGCGACAUUGUCACGACAUUGUCGCGACAUCAGACAAAUUUAUUUAACGACAAUCUUCGCGACAUUUCGCGACUUUAUUUACGACAUUACUUAAUCUUCUCUCUUUUUUAUGCAGCACAUAGAUGCCAUAUCACACUUGAUGAGGAG
Cannabis sativa is the source of this 2384-nucleotide messenger RNA. RefSeq lists its product as uncharacterized. Lineage: Eukaryota; Viridiplantae; Streptophyta; Magnoliopsida; Rosales; Cannabaceae. Bases 242 to 2035 code for a protein of 597 amino acids. The transcript is spliced from 2 exons. The record is from RefSeq and is a predicted model, not a curated record.